CAGGCUCUGAGGGCACAACGACCAUGAAGGCUUUUCUGAUUGCCGUGCUGGCAGCAGUCCUGUGUGCUGAGCAAGCUUCCUCGCUGUUUUGCUACACGUGCGACAAUGAGCACUCGAACUGGAACUGUCUUAAAACCUAUAAGUGUGAAGACCAUGAGAAAUUCUGUACAACCACAUACAGCUCUGCUGGGUUUGGCAAGGACGUGGGAUACCGCAUCACCAAGAAAUGUUCUGUAGACUGUCCUGAGACGAAUGUGAACUUCGGUGUGGCGGCUUUUUCCACCAAAUGCUGUAGUACCUCCUUGUGCAAUUUCAGUGGUGCCAACAGCAUAAAAACCAGCUAUGCCGUGAUGUUCCUGGGAAUUGUGGCCAGUUUGAUCUGUGUCACCAGGGCAGGAUUGUGGUGA
This is a messenger RNA of Opisthocomus hoazin, 407 nucleotides long. NCBI's taxonomy places the organism in Eukaryota, Metazoa, Chordata, Aves, Opisthocomiformes, Opisthocomidae. The record is from RefSeq and is a predicted model, not a curated record.